Molecule: messenger RNA, 2247 nt
Organism: Cornus florida
Lineage: Eukaryota; Viridiplantae; Streptophyta; Magnoliopsida; Cornales; Cornaceae
Product: syntaxin-71-like
Exons: 6
Coding region: 428-712 (94 amino acids)
Biological process (GO): vesicle fusion; intracellular protein transport
Cellular component (GO): endomembrane system; SNARE complex
Molecular function (GO): SNAP receptor activity; SNARE binding
Source: RefSeq, a predicted model, not a curated record
GGGCAAAUCAUUUCUGUUUCCCAAAUCGCCUCCAUCUCUAUUCUCGUUCUCAACUCUGAACUUGCCCUAAUCUACAAGAAUCAGAUCAGCCUCCCAAAUCGCCUCCAUCUCUAUUCUCGUUCUCAACUCUGAACUUUCCCUCUCUCUGUCUCUGCAACUACAAACUACAAAAUCUACAAUAAUCUGAACCCAUAUCGGCAUAUCAUUUCAGAUUGUUCAAAAAAUCAAAACCCAUAUCCUUCAGUUUCCAUCGCCCGCUGUUCCAGUUCGGGUUCGCCGUUCGAAAGCUUUAGCUUCAGGCCCGUUGUCUCUCAACUCUCAAGCCCUCUCUACUCUCUCAUAAGGAUGAGGUUGAGUAACGACUUGAAGAUCAGUAAUCGACCAAAAUUACAGAACUCUACAGGUAAAUUUGGUUGUAUACUAUGAAAUGCGGAAAAUGAAACAGGACCAAGGUUUAGAUGUGAUAGCAGAAGGUCUAGACACGUUAAAAAGCAUGGCCCAGGAUAUGAAUGAGGAAAUGGAUAAGCAAGUCCCUCUGAUGGAUGAGAUAGACACUAAGGUGGACAGGGCAACAUCUAACCUUAAGAAUACCAACGCUAGACUCAAGGACACUGUUAAUCAGCUGAGGUCAAGUCGAAAUUUCUGCAUUGAUAUUAUUCUGUUGUGUAUAAUUCUGGGAAUUGCAGCCUAUUUAUACAAUGUCCUGAAAUAGUAAAGUGAUACCAUGGGCAACGGAAUCUUCUUGGCUUGAUCUGGUAUUGAUUGGCUUGCAUUGGUUGAGGUCUUGCUCUGUUCUUGAUUUUGGAUUUGAUUUGUUUUAUCAACGUUUAUAUCUUUGAGGUCAAACUUGCCCCCCUCUCUCUCUGCAACUGCUAACUUGUAUGUAUGAGUUUUGUUUUAAAUUUUAUUCUAAAUCAACUAAUCAAGGUCUGUAAUUCUUGUUUUGCAAACUAAAUCCUAUUUAGUGAAAUUUUUUAUGAUCUUUUAUAUAUAUAUAUAUAUAUUUUACAAUAUAAAGUAACAAAAUUUGCAUUGCAUUUUGAGGUAAUCACGUAAUCUACAUUUUAUUUCAGCAAAACAAAUAUAUAUGUUUCUGUUUCUAUAACUUCUAUUUCUGUUUGGAUUUUUUUUUUUUUUUUGGUUGUUGUCAAUUAUGUCUACAAGAAAAUUUGAAGCUGGGCAUGAAAAGCGAAAAAAAAAAAAAAAAAAAUCUGAAUUGGAUUAGAAAUCUGCAGAGAUUGAAUCUGUAACAAUUUUUAUCAACAUGCCAAGCUUUUUGAAGACGGAAAUCUUUUCAGAACUAAAAAAAUCAUAACAAGAACUUUGACAAGCAAAAGUACUUAAUAUAGGGUAGUUGCUUCUUGAAAAUUAAAAUACUUACAAAAAGCAUGCUUUUGAGUGAAUUCUUCCAUUAGUGUUGGAAGGGGCUUGCCAUGAACUACGUCACACUCCGCUUCCACUAGUAGAUUCUCAAAUAGGAUUAGUAAAUUGGUCAAAAGAAGAGAUAGGGUACUGACUGGUGAAUUGUUUACAAAUAAAUUGGUAAUUUUGUUUUUAUUAAUUACCCAAAUAGGAUUUUCUAUGCCUUAAUCAGUCAAUUGUCUAAAGAAACAUUGUUAAUUAACUAAAAUUGAAUUAAACAACAGUUGAUUUUGGUUGAUAUAUUUUGAUUUAGCCCACCCCAUUGAGAAAUCCUGGAUCUGCCCUUGCCUCCACCGUCCACCCAGGCACCGCGUCAUCACUCACUUUGUCUCACAUAUCUAUCUCUAUAAGCGUACUGAUCUGUUUCAUUGAUUUUCAGCAUCAAAAUUGUCUGUUAAAUGCAAUUUUUUAUUUUAUCUUUAUAUAAUACUUGUAGAGUUUUUUAUUGGUUUCAAACUGAUUUACUCUACGACUUCAAUAUAUUUUCUGAUUAUUGGUCCAGUUCUGUUGGGAAAGGAAAUUAUAUUAGAAAGCUUGUAGAGCAGCUGAUAUCAGAGAUAAUUGAGGUAUUGGAUGAUUCAAGAAGUUGUGAUUGGAUGGACUGGAAGGUAGCAGUUGCACAUUGGGUCGGUCACUUUGCUUUGUUCACUAUCAGCAAGUUUUAGUUACUACCAUAUUUCAAUGGUUGCUGUGAUUUGUGUAUGGCCUUGGACUUAUUGUUGUCAUGUUUUGUCAGUCUUCAUGUUGUCUUUUGUUUUCUCCUCCACAUUGAGGGCACCGUGUAAUUAUUCUAUCAUCAAUACAAGCUUACCCUUAACUUAUAUA